This is a messenger RNA of Drosophila miranda, 953 nucleotides long. RefSeq lists its product as uncharacterized. NCBI's taxonomy places the organism in Eukaryota, Metazoa, Arthropoda, Insecta, Diptera, Drosophilidae. The transcript has 2 exons. The coding region runs from base 96 to 761 and encodes 221 amino acids. The record is from RefSeq and is a predicted model, not a curated record.
CAGUUUACCGUUUACAGUUUACAGUUCAUAUUUACCGGAGCUGUCGAUUAAAUCAAAGCUGAGCAAAACGGAGCUCCGUAAAAUCAAAAUUACUCAUGAAAAAAAGCAUUGAAUUUUACUCGAUGUCGGUACCGAAUACAAAGCAGCAGUUACGCGAAAUCCUUAAGGCUGCCAGUGUCGGCCCCCAGCCCAGCGAUAUGGGCUCGGUGAGUCCUGACGAUGAGCCCAGCACCUCGGGGCUGGCUCAGCAGGAGAAGGAUGUCGUGGGGCUACAAUCGAAGGUGGUGAAUGCCGUCGAGACGAAGCAGGCCAUCGAGAGCCCUGUCCCGCAACGCCAGAGCUCGGCCGACGGCAACAUUUGUCUGGAUCUCCCGGAAGGCUGGAACUGCUGGACUCAAGGCAACAACAACGAUGCGGUGUAUGCGGCUUCACCGGUCGUUCCGGUAGAUCGUGUAUUUCCGAUGGUCCCCACUCGCCGUGAGAGCAUCUGCAAGUCCUUUUUCUGCAGCCUCUACGACUGGAUGAAGCGCAUUGCCGCCGGCUUUGGGCUGGCUCCCCCCCAGGAGUCGGUCUCGGGCUGGUACAAGCACUGCUGGGACUCACUCGGAUCCGACCUGGAUCUGGAUCUGCCCCCUAGCCUCGAACUGGACGGCAGCCCCAAACCAAUCGCCUCCUCCUCGCCCAUGCGUGAGGGCAACUCUAACAUCGCUCCAUAUCAAUCCACACAACAUACUUUUCGCAUUCAAAUUGGUUUAAAUUGAACACCUACACGCCAAUGAAGAAGAGCAACCACAACAUCGCUCCAUAACAAUCCACACAACAUACUUUUCGCAUUCAAAUUGAUUUCAAUUGAACACCUACACGCCAAUGCAUAACAAUCCAAACAGCAUUCAAACUAGUUUCAAUUGAAAUCAAAAUAGACUUUAAUCAUUGUUCUGAUUGAGAAUAUCUCC